Messenger RNA from Melospiza melodia melodia, 2709 nucleotides. RefSeq names its product zinc finger HIT-type containing 2 (gene ZNHIT2). The coding region runs from base 1056 to 2240 and encodes 394 amino acids. The transcript has a single exon. NCBI's taxonomy places the organism in Eukaryota, Metazoa, Chordata, Aves, Passeriformes, Passerellidae. The record is from RefSeq and is a predicted model, not a curated record.
CUCAGAGCAGCUGCAGCUGUUUGGCUCCUCUGACUCACAUUCAAGGGCAGUAAAGGGCUUGUCAUAGAAGAAAACUCUUCAGAAAAACAACAGCACUUUCCUUUUGCAACAACUACUUGGAGCAGAAGAACAGGAAACUGGUAAGAUAUAAAACUUUGUGUUUAGGUAGCAUAGCUAGAUAAAUUGGGUAACUUGCUGUUAACUUACAUAAUUAUUCCUUAGUGGCUACUAAGUGGUACUUCCCGUGUAACUAAGCUAGAUGGAGAAGAAUACUAAUGAUAUGAAUAAUCUAAGUUUCCUUGGGACCUCUAAUUCAGUCUAUCUAUAUUAUAAGUAAAAAUAAGAAAAAUAAAAGCCUCCCAGGCAGUGUAAGGAUUAAGUGCAUGCCAGGCUCACCCUUCUCUGAGAUACUUGGUCUUACUGCACAGAAAGAAGUGCUCUGAAAUGUAGUUUUAAACCCUUAAAAUGCUGAAAAAGGCAGAGCUUCCUUCCAGUGAACCCCUUAACAAGAGGAAAUGGGGCAGUAACCUCUACUGAAACUAAUACAAUGGUAAAUAAAUAGCUUCUACCCUUUAAUUCAUUCUCCUUAAGUAUUGGGAAAAGAGGGGUUUUCCUCACUUUAAAUCUCUCCAAUGAUGAAAAAAAGUUUUUUUAAAAUUAAGGGGGAAUGCCCUUCCCCUGCAAUUGUAAAAAAUUUUUGCCUGGGGGAUCCCGCUCAUCCUUCCCCCUCAUCUCGCACCCAGAGCACCCUCUGCCCUGGUCCCUCCUCUCCUGGCAGGCUCUGUCAUAGGGUGCUAAUUAGGGGGAGCGUUAAUUAACUAGUUACAGCGAAAGGGGUCUGGUUCGGAGGUGGGCGGCGAAAAGAGCCGAGUGUUGCCGGAGAUGCCCGAAUGGCGGAGAGGGCGCGGUCAGCGAAAGGACCCGAGCGGGGACGGAAAAACCCGAGCGGCGGAGCUCGGCGGAAGGCGACGAACGGACGGGGACACCCAGACUGCGAGCCCUGAUUGGCCAAUCGCCUCGGGGGCCCGGCCCCCGCGCCGGCCUCAGACGCCGCCAUGGCGGCGGAGGUGGCGGACGGUUCGUGUGGGUUCUGCAGCGCCUCCGCGGCGUCCUACACAUGCCCGCGCUGUCACCGCCGCCUCUGCUCCCUGCGCUGCUACCGCGCCCACGGCCCCUGCGCCGAGGCCUUUUACCGCGACCAGGUUCUUGAGGCGCUGCGCGCCGAGCGCAAUUCUCCCCCCCGGGGUCCCGCGCCGCCCGGGCUGCGCGACCUACGCGAGCCCGGGGAUCCAGCGCGGCCUGUGGGCCGCGGGCUGUGGGAGCAGCUGAGCGAGGCGGAGCGCGACGGGUUCCGGCAGCUGCUGAGUUCCGGGGAGGCCGCGGCGCUGCUGCCGCAGUGGCGGCCGUGGUGGUGGCGCGGGCGGGGGCCAGUGGAGGAACUCGGCGGUGGCUCGGGGGUCGAGGAGGAGGAUGAGGAGGGUGGCGAAGGCCGGCCCGGCCCCGCGCCGCCCGUCCCGGCCUCGGUGCCGCCGCUGAGCGCCCUCCGUGCCGCGGCCCCGUCGCCCUUGGUGCGGUUCCAGCUGCCGAACGCGCUGUUCGGCUACGCCUUCGCGCUGAGCCUGCACGGCGGGGACGAGACGCUGCUGCCCGAGCUCCCCGCGGCCGCCAUCGCCGCCUCGGCCGCGCUCCGCGCCCGCCGCCCCUUCGGCAGCACGGCCGAGGCGCUGCUGAGCGCCCGGCGCGACGCCCGCGCCGCGGGGCUGCCCCUGAGCCCGCUCGGCGACAGCGGCGCGCUCCUGGCCGUGGCGCAGCUGCUGGAGGGUCGCGAUAGUCGCGACCCCGGCGCCGACGUGGCGGCAGCUUUGUGGCACCUGUGGCGGCUGCUGAAGGCGGGGGCGCGGGCGCUGCCGCCCCCUGAGCGGAGCCGCUUCCGAGCGGCGCGCAGGAAGGUCGGGUUCCUGCUGAGCUGGAGCCGCGGCGCCCCCGAGGAGCUCGCCCAGCUCGCCCGGGAGGCGCGGGCGGUUCACGCCGAGGUGGCCGCGGAGGAGGCGGCGGUGGCCGAAAUCAGGGAGGGGCUGGAGAAGGUCUGGGGAGGGCCUCGGCCGUCCCCCAGGGAGGGGCAGGAGGAUCGGGUACCCUGGCUGGUCAGGGACGGGGUUGAGGAGGGUUUCGGGGGUCCCCGGCCGCCCCCGGCUGACAGGGGGGUGCAGGGUCGGCGGCUGAUCGAGGAGCUGGACUGAGAUGGGCAGACGGCAAGGAAACGGCCCGAGAGAGAAUCCGCUGGUCAAGGGACAGGACUGAUGAACGUCCAGAGAACCGGGACUUGGAAAACUGCUCCUUAAGGGACAGGACUGAUUCACAUCCGGGAAAUCUGCUCAUUAAGGGACAGGACUGAUUACUGUCCGGGAAAGUUGCUCCUUAAGGAACAGGAUUAAUGAACUUCCAGAAAAGCUGCUCAUUAAGGGACAGGACUGAUGGACGUCCCCACUCUCGGCGGGUGUGGGGGGUCCCAGGGGGCCCCUCAGUUGAUGGGAGAGGUCCCGGCAGUGCCAGUAAACGGUGGGGAGUGGGAGUGUGGGGUGGUGGUGCUCGCUGGGGUCUCAGGAUGGGAGGGAAGACACGAGAACGUUGACUCCAUGUUUCAGAAGGGUCGGUAUGUUAUUUUAUGAUAUAUAUUACAUUAAAACUUUACUAAAAGAAUAGAAGAAA